AAGUGCAGCUGCUUCAGGCUGAGGUGGCAGAUAGUGAGCGCUGGUGGCGGAGUUAAAGUCAAAGCAGGAGAGUAAUUAUGAAUAGCGCAGCGGGAUUCUCACACCUAGACCGUCGCGAGCGGGUUCUCAAGUUAGGGGAGAGUUUCGAGAAGCAGCCGCGCUGCGCCUUCCACACUGUGCGCUAAUUGUAGAGCGGGAAGGAAACUUCAAGAUCACUGAAUUAUAACUUCUCAUUUUUCUGUGGUAAAACUAGCUCCCCACGAUGAGAUGGUGCUGUGCUGGCUCUGCAGUUUCUCUCUCUUCAGUCCCAUUUUCCGGAAGUGUGAUAUGCGUCUUUAUCUGGUUUUUCCAUGCCUUUUUCUCAAAUAGUAUCUACUCUCUCCUUUUCUCUUCCUUCUCAGAUGACUUCAAACCUGCUUCUAUUGACACUUCUUCUGAAGGAUACCUUGAGGUUGGUGAAGGUGAACAGGUGACCAUAACUCUGCCAAAUAUAGAAGGUUCAACUCCACCAGUAACUGUUUUCAAAGGUUCAAAAAAACCUUACUUAAAAGAAUGCAUUUUGAUUAUUAACCAUGAUACUGGAGAAUGUCGGCUAGAAAAACUCAGCAGCAACAUCACUGUAAAAAAAACAAGAGUUGAAGGAAGCAGUAAAAUUCAGUAUCGUAAAGAACAACAGCAACAACAAAUGUGGAAUUCAGCCAGGACUCCCAAUCUUGUAAAACAUUCUCCAUCUGAAGAUAAGAUGUCCCCAGCAUCUCCAAUAGAUGAUAUCGAAAGAGAACUGAAGGCAGAAGCUAGUCUAAUGGACCAGAUGAGUAGUUGUGAUAGUUCAUCAGAUUCCAAAAGUUCAUCAUCUUCAAGUAGUGAGGAUAGUUCUAGUGACUCAGAAGAUGAAGAUUGCAAAUCCUCUACUUCUGAUACAGGGAAUUGUGUCUCAGGACAUCCUACCAUGACACAGUACAGGAUUCCUGAUAUAGAUGCCAGUCAUAAUAGAUUUCGAGACAACAGUGGCCUUCUGAUGAAUACUUUAAGAAAUGAUUUGCAGCUGAGUGAAUCAGGAAGUGACAGUGAUGACUGAAGAAAUAUUUAGCUAUAAAUAAAAAUUUAUACAGCAUGUAUAAUUUAUUUUGUAUUAACAAUAAAAAUUCCUAAGACUGAGGGAAAUAUGUCUUAACUUUUGAUGAUAAAAGAAAUUAAAUUUGAUUCAGAAAUUUCA
Molecule: messenger RNA, 1216 nt
Organism: Homo sapiens (human)
Lineage: Eukaryota; Metazoa; Chordata; Mammalia; Primates; Hominidae
Gene: EAF2
Product: ELL associated factor 2
Exons: 8
Coding region: 263-1078 (271 amino acids)
Biological process (GO): transcription elongation by RNA polymerase II
Cellular component (GO): nucleoplasm; nuclear speck; super elongation complex
Source: RefSeq, a predicted model, not a curated record